AGCCGGCGCGGGGCUGCAGGCGAGGAUGGAGGCGGACCUGGGCUCGGCCUCGUCGGCCUCUUCACUACGAGCCCUGGCGCAGCUGUUGGCGUCCCCGCAGGGGGACGCCGCGGACGUCGACUGCGACGAUGGGUCAUAUUCUUCUGUUAAUAUCAUGAGUCCUGGGAAUAUUGGACCAGCAAAGAAAGCAGAAGCCACUGACACCCCUCAAAUGACUCUCACAAAUACUAAAGAUAUCUGGAAUACAGAGGAGGUACCAGAAGGUUCAGAGUUUGAUGAUACCUGGGACCCAAGGGAGCAACCACAGUAUGAGAUUUUAUUCAAACAGCAGGUGGGAACAGAGGACAUCUUCCUGGGGAUGAGCAGGAAGGACCCAUCUACAGCCUGCUGCGAGGACAUGCUGAUUAGAAUCAAACUCCCAGAUACAAAGUCCUCCGAUAUUACUCUGGACAUUCAGGAGAAGAUCCUUGACCUUCGAACCCCCAAAAAGAAGCUGCUACUGCACCUCCCUUACCCUGUGGACAGCAAGAAUGGAAAAGCUUUUUUCAUCUCAGAAAAGGAGAACUUGGAAGUCACCUUAAGGAUGACGAGAGAGUUGGACUUCAUCAACUUUUCUUAAGGGCAGGGAGAAUUAGGGAAAGUUUUCAAGCAGGAAUUUACAUGGCCUUGGAGUUGUCUCAGAACCUGACUGAUAGCCAAGUGAGGGACUGUUCCCAUUCAGAAUGGGUCAGGAGGGACAGAAUCCUGCUGCAGCUCCUUCUCAGACAUUUGUAUGAUGCAGUAGACCAUAUUGUACUUUUCUUGAAGGUGAACAGGAAGCAGAAAUGUACAACAUGGUUUUUCUUCCUAUGGGAAAUUUAGGCCUUGGCAUCACAACCCUACCAUAUCCCAACUCAUCCCAUUCCAAGUGUGGCCCAACAUGCCAGCUGUCGUGGUAUACAAAACACAAAUGGGAGAAGUCUUUUCUGCCUCCUUGAUAAAUAUCCCACAAAGAUCAUGGCUGCAGAUGGUUUCUCAUGGGCUUCUGCUGCUUACUGUUUAGGGUUCUCAGGUUAAGUCUUAAUCUUGCCGUUAGGUUGUUCACAUCACUCCAUAUCUCCAAAAGGGGUGAGUGGGAUUAUAGGUUCCGGGUCAGAUCAUAAACCCGCUGAAGUCAGUAGAAAGAUACCUUGUUAGCUUCAAAGGGUUUGGAUUAAGCCUCAUAUAGUGGUGUAUAGCUUGUUCCAGGAGGUACAACUGAGGCCAGGAUUCCUGUGUACUUAGUUUGAAUGAUUUGUCAUGGGAUUGGUACUGUUUAAAUGAUGCAUUAAUAUGCCAUCUAUGGUUAAUUAAAAUGUUAUUCAUACACUAAUUCAAAUUCUUGCACUGAUACUUUUUGGAAGAGGUCAGGACUUAUAACCAAAACAUAAAAUGGCAGGGAAUACUGGGACAUACUCAGCGGGUCCUUUUAUCUUCCAAAUCUUGUAGAUACGCAGUAUACCAGUUUACAGGUAUGUUCAUUAUGAGUUGUGUAUUUGCCUAGACUUUGUAAACCACCAGUUACUUUUAAAAUAGAAAUGUCAGUAAUUUCAACAGACAGUUUUGCAACAUGCAGUGUGAAACUAUCAGAAGGGAGAAGUCCAGAAAAUGUUGUCAAUACAUUUAAAUGGGGAAUAUUUUGAUGUAAAAAUUCCAGCAGUGUCUAAGUAAGAUACAGUAUGUAUUCUGCUUCUCUUUUUUGAUCUAAGCCCAAGUGCAAGAGCUCUGCAGGUCAUUUCCCUAGAAGAAAAAACUGAUGAUGGAAUCUGGUUCUUUGAUGCUUACUCUUACAGGAGUAAUCAAACAACAGGAGAUAGUUUCUUUGUUCAAACCUUUGUCAGCUGGCAUUUGGCUGGUAGCUGUCUUCUCAACAAUGUGCUACCAGUGCUUCUGCUGAAAGCAAGGCCAGCACAGAGCACGCUAUACCAGCUGUGCAAUUGUGAAGGAGCCUUCUUUGCU
Alligator sinensis (Chinese alligator) is the source of this 1977-nucleotide messenger RNA. RefSeq names its product PIH1 domain containing 3 (gene DNAAF6). The transcript is spliced from 6 exons. Bases 26 to 619 code for a protein of 197 amino acids. Gene Ontology annotation, molecular function: protein-folding chaperone binding; dynein intermediate chain binding. Gene Ontology annotation, biological process: axonemal dynein complex assembly; flagellated sperm motility. NCBI's taxonomy places the organism in Eukaryota, Metazoa, Chordata, Crocodylia, Alligatoridae. The record is from RefSeq and is a predicted model, not a curated record. Gene Ontology annotation, cellular component: cytoplasm.